This is a messenger RNA of Penicillium nucicola, 981 nucleotides long. Its product is annotated as arylformamidase. NCBI's taxonomy places the organism in Eukaryota, Fungi, Ascomycota, Eurotiomycetes, Eurotiales, Aspergillaceae. The transcript is spliced from 2 exons. The record is from RefSeq and is a predicted model, not a curated record. Gene Ontology annotation, molecular function: arylformamidase activity. The coding region runs from base 1 to 981 and encodes 326 amino acids.
AUGCCGAACCAACCUACAAGGACCGUGGCCUACGGCCGAGUCCAUGAUCUACAACACGUCUCCGUAACACAAUUAACCAACACCAAUGGUUACUGGGUGAUCUACAUCCACGGCGGCGCCUGGCGUGACCCAACAGUAACAGCGGACUCAUUCAAAGCAACUGAAGACAUUCUGCGCAAAACACCAGGCCUCCCCAUCGCCGGAUUCGCAUCAAUCUCCUACCGUCUGAGCGCACACCCAAAUCACCCCCAAGACCCAACCCGCACCGGAACGAAAGAAUACCGUGAUGCAACGCACCCAGAUCAUAUCCGCGAUGUAGAGGCUGCGCUGGCCUUUCUUCAGAAUACAUACGCCUUUGGCGGGCGCUAUAUUCUUCUUGGGCAUAGUUGCGGCGCGACGCUGGCGUUCCAGGCUGUUAUGGGAGCUGUUGCGGGACACCGUGAGCAGGCGUUCAAGGGUGCCUUGAAUAAUACUGAUGUUCAUAUCGGGCCUGUGUCUACUUCGCCUGGCCCAUUGCCGCCGCGCUUGACUGUGCAGCCUACUGCUAUUGUGGGUGUUGCUGGUAUCUAUGACUUGAGGCGUUUGCGCGAUAGGAACGCUGGGAUUGAUGCGUAUCGCGAGUUCAUCGCGGGCGCAUUUGGGGACGAUGAGUUGCUUUGGGAUGCGGUCUCGCCGGCGCAGAUGGUUGGGUCGCGGGGUGUCGAGGGUGGUUGGAGAUCUGGGCGGUUGGCUGUUCUGGCGCAGUCCAAGGAGGAUGAACUCGUUGAUGGGUCUCAGGUUGAGGCUAUGGAGGAGGCCCUGAGACGGUGGGAGAAUGUUGAGGCUCAGGUUCCUGUGCAUGAGUUGUCUACGAAGGACCGUAGAGUGCGGGUGUUGUCGAUCAGCGGUGAGCAUGACGAGGCGUGGGAGAAGGGGGACCAGCUUGCUCGUGCAGUGAUCUAUGCGUUCGAAGAACUGCAGGCGAUGGGCCUGACUACUUGA